Diversispora eburnea is the source of this 373-nucleotide messenger RNA. The record is from the annotation of a GenBank genome assembly. NCBI's taxonomy places the organism in Eukaryota, Fungi, Glomeromycota, Glomeromycetes, Diversisporales, Diversisporaceae.
AGAAGAUGAAAUCGUUGAACUACAUUUAAAAAAUAAAAUUAAGAACGUUAAUCGAACUAUGAACGCGUUUAUGAUUUAUCGAAAAGAAUUUAAUCAUAUAGUAACAAAUUCCAAUCUUAAACUCAAAGAUAUAUCUAAAUAUGCUGGCAUUUCAUGGAAAAACGAGACGGAAGAUGUCAAAAACUAUUACCGACAGAUGGCAAAAGAAGUAAAAAAAAUUUUCAAAGAAAAAGUGCCUCCUUAUUUCGUCCCCAGUAAGCAAGAACUUAGUAUAAAGGACAUUCUGACUAUAGAUGAUGAUGAAAUUAUUAGUCAUCUUUCAGAAGAUUUAGCUUUAACUUAUAGAGCAAUCAUUCAAUCAUUAACAUUUUAA